AUGCCUCUCGAUGGCCAUGCGUACUUGGUCGCCCAAGGCUGGGCAGGAAAGGGCUCCGGCCUCCGCGAGGGCGCAAUAAGUAGACCUCUCGCUAUCGCACAGAAGAAAACACUCUCCGGCCUUGGUAAAGAUCGUGAUGAGGCCUUUCCGUUCUGGGACCAGUUGAGCAGAUACAUCUUCAUCCCGAAAGGUGUAUAUUGUACUGAUUUGCUCGUUGGUGACAGUCUAUUCUCCGCCGCAUCGACUUCCAUCAAAAUUAAAAUCGCAGAUAGUGAUGACGAGAGUGACGAUAUAAUCGUUGCGAAAGAAACGACCGUCUUCAAGCGCACGGGCACUGGAAUUCUGUGCAAUCGGCGGCCCCUGCUCGGUACACCCGCGACAUCCUCCGGCUCAACCACCCCCUCAAUCAGCGCCGAAUCGUCUGCGGCGUCGAAUGCCUCUUUGUUGACGCUUGCGAAAAGGGAGGCGGCGAAGAAAGGGCUGUAUUCGCGGUUCUUCCGGGGUCCGGUUCUUGGGCCUGAAGACGGUCUUGUUUCAGAAGAUAAAGAAGAGGAAGAUACGAAGGAGGGCUGCGGCAGCGGUGAAAUCACGCCGGAGCCGGAAACUGAGGGUGCUGGUGGCGAGCGGAAACGGAAACGGCGGAAGGGCCCUGAGCGAGAAGGAGACGAGGGAGAUGAAGGUGGUGCUGGGGAAGGGACUGAACAGGGAACAUCUUCGUGCAGCGCGGGGGUCGUAGGCGAUGUCGGGGAGCGAGAGAAGUCAGAGCGGAAACGGGCGAAACUAGAGAGGAAGAGGGCGCGAGAGGCAAGAAGACAGGCGAAGGAGGAGCGACGGAAGGCUAGAGAGUUAAGGAAGCAGGAGGAAGAGAUGCAAGUUGAGGAGACGAGAGCGGCGAAGGUGUUACGAAAAGGGAAGAGGAAGGAAUCAACCCAGCAACAUGUAGUAGUAUCUCAUGGCGCAGACGGUCCUCAGGAAACAGGACGAGAGCAGAAGACCAAAAAACGCAAGAAGAAGAGAGAUGCGGGCGACGAUUUAGAGGAUAUCAAGGGUGCUGAUGGGGUGACCAAGCCGCUAGUGUCCCCUUCGCUCGUGGAGCACGACUCUUCUGCCUCCAAACCCAAAAAGAAGCGCAAACGAGACAGCGACCAAUAA
Molecule: messenger RNA, 1152 nt
Organism: Pleurotus ostreatus (oyster mushroom)
Lineage: Eukaryota; Fungi; Basidiomycota; Agaricomycetes; Agaricales; Pleurotaceae
Exons: 2
Coding region: 1-1152 (383 amino acids)
Source: RefSeq, a predicted model, not a curated record